Messenger RNA from Fonsecaea nubica, 963 nucleotides. RefSeq lists its product as hypothetical. The transcript has 2 exons. The record is from RefSeq and is a predicted model, not a curated record. Lineage: Eukaryota; Fungi; Ascomycota; Eurotiomycetes; Chaetothyriales; Herpotrichiellaceae. Gene Ontology annotation, cellular component: nuclear pore. Gene Ontology annotation, molecular function: structural constituent of nuclear pore. The coding region runs from base 1 to 963 and encodes 320 amino acids. Gene Ontology annotation, biological process: nucleocytoplasmic transport.
AUGUCGCUCUUCGGCGCUUCAGCAUCAAAGCCUGUCCUGACCUUGGGAGCCAGUACUGCCGCGCCGGCUCCCCUGGGCUUAGGCCAGUCCACAAACGCUCAACAACCAGCAAAUACAUCCGCAGCAGCGCCUUCCUCCCAACCGCAGAUAGAUAUCGCUCACCUGCGAUCCACCACAAAAUUCGACCAGCUUACGCCUGACCUACAAAAAGAAAUCGAGGCGGUUGACACCCUCAUUCUCAAUCAGAUCAAACUCGCCUCCGAAGUAGCAGACCUCCUCCCAACCGUGGUCGCUGCGGGAGAAAUGCUGCCCAACAGUGUGGACUUUGUGAGCCAAAAGCUGGACGAGGUCGAAGCUGGGCUUGGGAACGACGCGGAGGCGAUUGUGGCAGCAAGGGAUGGUGGUGUGAAAAAGAAUGAGCUGGAAGCCAAAUGCGUUUUCAGGGCCAUCGACCGGUUAAAAAUGCCCCGGCAAUACCAACAGGUUGCGCAUACGCAAAAUGAGAACUUAAACGGGAGCGGUGUCUACAGUGGAUCAGGCCUCAGCGGGUGGUGGAACAAUCCUCAGACGUUGAGAGGGAGUGUCCGGGCAGGGCAUGCUCAAGGAGAUAAGAUUCAACUCCCGGGUGAAGAGGCGGAGGAGAUACAAGGCCCAAAGAGCUUGAUUGAAUUAUUCAACACGAGGACCGAUGAGAUGGAAGACAUGAUCCAAGGCAAUCGACAACUUCUGAGCGAGAUUGAGGAUUUCGUCCAAGGCCUGGAAGGGAAAGUCGCCGGCAAGGAGAGAGAGUUGAAUGAUCGCCUCAACUACGGCGAUCGGAACGGUGGAACUGUCAGCGAGAAAGACCACCAGAUGCAGCUACUACGCUACGUUUUUGGAGAGGUGCAGAGAAGCCUUUACGAUGUGGCCGAUAAAGUUGGAGCUGCGAGGGACGAGGUUGCACAAUUGACAAUUGGGAGAUGA